AAGUGUGUAAACAAUAUUAUAACAAAUUACAAAUAAACAAUCAAUAAAAAUUAACUCAAUUUGAGUUUGGCGAACGCAACAUUUUAGGGAAUAUCUAAAUAAAUCGUAUUAGACUGAAAACGAGGACAAAUGGAAUAUUAAUAUUUACAACUUGGAAUGAUUUACAACACAAUGGAACUGCAUCAACGACAUCUUUCCAAUUUCUACAAAUUGCACAAAUAAAUUAGUUAAAAAUCGUAUAGCGUUUAAUUGCACAAUAAUUGCAAGUUUCAACAUCCACCACACACUCACACACACACAGAAACACACUCAGUUUCCGCAAGGAUGCCAAAUAUGUCGAGCAUUAAGACGGAGCAGAGUGUUUCACCCGGUGCCAGUGGCAGCUAUCAGCUGCCCGUUAACAUGUCGACGGCGACAGUGACGCCAGCGUCGCACCAGCACCAGCAGCAGCAGCGCCACAAUGUCUCCGUGACGAAUAUCAAAUGUGAACUGGACGAGCUGGCGACGCCAACGAAUGGCAACCUGGUGCCGGUCAUAGCCAACUAUAAUAAUCAUAAUCACAAUCAUAAUCACAAUCACAGCGGCAGCUUGAGUAUUCCACUCGGCGGCAAUGGGGAUGAGUCCGAUUCGGAUGCGGAGCUGGCCAAUAUUGAGAAUCUGAAGGUGCGACGACGUGCGUCAGACAAGAAUGGUCCGCGUCCCAUGUCCUGGGAGGGUGAGCUGAGCGAGAAUGAAACGAAUGGCGGCGGCGGCGGCGGCGUCGGUGACGAGGAGGAGCUCAUGGAAACGGAAACGGUGAUCAAGAGCGAGGUGAGCAGCAGCACCAGCACCAGCAGCAGCAGCAGUGCCACAACAAUGGCCAGCAGUCAAGUGAACGCCAUGUUGCAACCUAUCAAAACCGAACUGGAGAACAUAGCCGGCGAGAUGCAACAGCAGCAGCAACAACAGCAGCAACAACAGCAGCAGCACUAUGCACCGAACAAUAAACUGAAAUUGGCGCCGACGCAAAGUGAUCCCAUCAAUUUGAAAUAUGAGCCAACGACAACGACAACAUCAUCGCUGCUCUGCGACAGGAGCAAGUCGAAUAGUGGCGGCCAUUUGCCACUGCUGCCCGCCAAUCCCAGUCCCGAUUCUGCCAUACAUUCCGUCUAUACGCACAGCAGCCCCUCCCAGUCGCCGCUGACGUCCCGCCACGCCCCCUAUACGCCCUCGCUGAGCAGGAAUAACAGCGAUGCGUCGCACAGCAGCUGUUACAGCUACAGCUCCGAAUUCAGUCCCACCCACUCACCCAUUCAGGCGCGCCAUGCGCCACUCGCUGGCGUCGCUGCCCUGUUCACGGGCAAUGGAAAUGGCGGUGCACUGCAUCAUCAUAGUGUGCUCUAUCGGCCACUCAAUGUGGAUGCCGCACAGGAGGCACAAAAUCUGAGCAUGGAUGCGGGUGGUGCUGCAUUGGAUGCCAGUGCCACGUUGGCUGCGUCGCCGGCGGGCAUCUCACGUCAGCAACUGAUCAAUUCGCCGUGUCCGAUUUGUGGGGAUAAGAUCAGUGGCUUCCACUAUGGCAUCUUCUCGUGCGAGUCGUGCAAGGGCUUCUUCAAGCGCACCGUCCAGAAUCGCAAGAACUAUGUGUGUGUGCGAGGCGGGCCCUGCCAGGUGAGCAUCUCGACGCGCAAAAAGUGCCCCGCCUGCCGUUUCGAGAAGUGCCUGCAGAAGGGCAUGAAAUUGGAGGCGAUACGCGAGGAUCGCACCCGUGGCGGUCGCUCCACCUAUCAGUGCUCCUAUACGCUGCCCAAUUCGAUGCUCAGUCCGCUGCUCAGUCCCGAUCAGGCGGCAGCCGCUGCAGCCGCCGCCGCCGUUGUCAAUCAACAGCAGCAGCAGCAGCAUCAACAUCAGCUCAAUGGCUUUGGUGGUGGUGGCUCCAAUUCGUUGCCAGCGAGUCCCAGUCUCGGCGGGGCAUCCAUCAAGACGGAGCAAUCGGAACAGCUAAAUCAUCAUACGUCAUCAUCAACGCGAGCCUCAAGCAUUCCAGCCCUGCUGCAGGAAAUCAUGGAUGUUGAACAUCUCUGGCAAUAUACCGAUGCGGAAUUGGCACGCAUUAAUCAGCCGCUGUCCUCAUUUGCAACGGGUGGCUCAUCGUCGAGCGGCACAGGCGGUUCAAGCUCCGCCGGACAGCAUACGGGCAAUGCACAACAGAUGACCAAUCCACUGCUGGCCAGUGCUGGUCUCUCAUCCAACGGCGAGAACGCCAAUCCCGAUCUGAUUGCACACCUCUGCAACGUGGCCGAUCAUCGCCUCUACAAGAUCGUCAAAUGGUGCAAAAGUUUGCCGCUCUUCAAGAACAUCUCGAUUGACGAUCAGAUCUGCCUGCUCAUCAACUCGUGGUGUGAACUGUUGCUCUUCUCCUGCUGUUUUCGUUCCGUCGACACGCCCGGCGAGAUCAAGAUGUCGCAGGGCAGAAAGAUUACGCUGGCACAGGCUAAAACCAAUGGCUUGCAGGCGUGCAUUGAGCGCAUGUUGAAUCUGACCGAUCAUUUGCGUCGCCUGCGCGUUGAUCGCUACGAAUAUGUUGCCAUGAAGGUAAUCGUGCUGCUGCAGUCCGACACAACGGAACUGCACGAGGCAGUCAAGGUGCGCGAGUGCCAGGAGAAGGCGCUGCAGGGUUUGCAGGCCUACACGCUGGCCCAUUAUCCCGAUACGCCGUCCAAGUUUGGUGAGCUGCUCCUGCGCAUACCCGAUCUGCAGCGCACGUGUCAGCUGGGCAAGGAGAUGCUGACGAUCAAAACGCGCGAUGGAGCAGAUUUUAAUUUGCUAAUGGAACUGCUGCGCGGAGAACAUUGACAAAUGUUGUGGGCCAUGAAAUUCUGUCGCCGUAGCCGCAGCCGUAGCCGCAGCCGUAGCCGCAGCCGUAGCCGGGGUUAAGGCGGCGCAUACACAAGUUUUAUAUGAUUAGUAUUAGUAUAUCUAUGCGUAGUGUUAAGUGCUCUAUGUGUAAGCUCUGUAAACAUGUGCCUAAAAAAUGAACCCACAGCCAAAACAGCAACAACAACGGGCAGCUACAAUAACAACAACAAUAACAACAGCAAGACAAGAACAAUAACAGCAAACAGCAAGCAGCAAGCAGCGGCAGCGGCAGGCAGCAUUAACGAAACUCGAGAACAAAACUGAUAGCACUUAAUAUUAAAAGGAGGAAACGAAACGGGAGAAUUAAUUUCAAGCGUGAAAUUGCCAAAUUUUUUAUACAAAAAUAAAUAAAUAUAA
Molecule: messenger RNA, 3255 nt
Organism: Drosophila grimshawi
Lineage: Eukaryota; Metazoa; Arthropoda; Insecta; Diptera; Drosophilidae
Gene: Hr39
Product: nuclear hormone receptor FTZ-F1 beta
Exons: 9
Coding region: 325-2835 (836 amino acids)
Biological process (GO): hormone-mediated signaling pathway; regulation of transcription by RNA polymerase II; tissue development
Cellular component (GO): RNA polymerase II transcription regulator complex
Molecular function (GO): nuclear receptor activity; RNA polymerase II cis-regulatory region sequence-specific DNA binding; zinc ion binding
Source: RefSeq, a predicted model, not a curated record